CAUUAAACAUAAUAUUGUUAUUACAAAGUACAAACAAUAUAGUAUUAUUAUAAUUAUAUCAUAUUAUAGUAUACUAAUCUAAGUAUUAAAUAUUAUUAAUUAUUUAAUAAUUACUAUUACUAAAGUAUUAAACCAAAUAAAGUAAAUCUUUAAUAAUUUGUAUUAUUUUAUUCAGACACCAGGCAUUAUAAUUUAUUGGAAUGCUGUAUUAAAUAUUCAAUUGGUGUUUAUAUUUAUAUAAUUAUAUAUGUCUACUUCAAUGUCUGUCACCAAGUCUUAUACAAAUCGGUUAAAAAGUGAUGUGAAAUGUAUGCUGGAAAAUUUUGAAGGUAUUGUAAAACUAUGCAAGACUGAUGAUGAUCAAACACAAAUUUCUAAAGCUACUCGAAGCGAAUUGAUAGCAUUUGAAAUGGAAGUCAGAGCAGCUAACAUUGUUCGUGCUGGUGAAUCACUUUUGAAACUAGUUUCAGAUAUGAAACAAUAUCUUAUAUUGAAUGAUUUUCCAUCAGUCAAUGAAGCCAUUGCUCAAAAUUCAAAACUUUUUCGCACCAAACAAGUGGAGUGCGAUCGCAAACUAACAAGUCUAGUUGAUGAUAUGUCAACAGAACUAUAUGAACUGGAAGAAGAAUAUUAUACAUCGAAUUAUAAAUAAAGAGUUGGUUCUAAAAGUUUUUAUUUAUUUAUUUUAAUAGGUAAAAAGUUUUUAAAAUAAUUUCCCCCCAGCCAAUAUUAUGUAGUAUUAAAUAAAUUACUUAUUCAUUAAUAUUUACAAAACAUAAAAAUAUAAAAAUAAUAAAAUAACAAAAACUGCUGCAACGGUAAGUUUUAUGUACAUUGAUUUAAGGUUGAGAUUGGUAGCUUCUUUUUUGUAUUUUUUCGAUAAUAUAGAUAAAUUUUGUGCUUUUGUAUCAAGUUCUGAAAAAGAUAAUACAGAUAUUUUAAUUCAGUUGAUAACAGUCAUGUAAUACCAUGCAUUUAAUAGUAUUAAUGAAUUAUUUCUAUAAUAUUUAAAUUCAAGAAUUGUAUCUCUCAUUCUGUAUUUAUCAUGUAAUUAAAAUUUAUUUUAAAUAUAUGAGAUUGUUUGGUA
This is a messenger RNA of Metopolophium dirhodum (rose-grain aphid), 1087 nucleotides long. It is a transcript of the gene MED22, whose product is annotated as mediator of RNA polymerase II transcription subunit 22. Gene Ontology annotation, molecular function: transcription coregulator activity. NCBI's taxonomy places the organism in Eukaryota, Metazoa, Arthropoda, Insecta, Hemiptera, Aphididae. The transcript has 3 exons. The record is from RefSeq and is a predicted model, not a curated record. Gene Ontology annotation, cellular component: mediator complex. The coding region runs from base 248 to 652 and encodes 134 amino acids. Gene Ontology annotation, biological process: regulation of transcription by RNA polymerase II.